CAGGUCAGAUUCGUGAACAUCCGGUUGCUGGCAACAAGAUGGUCGUGUAACUCCUGUCGACGAUCGAACGUUAUUCCUGUGGAAGCGAAAAAUCCCGAAAGGGGUACUUGUUAAUAAAUAGUUCGCGAAUAUUUUGCUAGCAAAAUGACCGCGAUUCCGGGCGCCGUGACCUUCGACGAAUAUGGAAGACCGUUCAUUAUUCUUCGUGACCAACACAAACAAAAACGAUUAACCGGCACCGAUGCUAUCAAGUCACACAUUAUGGCUGCACGUAAUGUGGCCAACAUCCUUAGAACUUCCUUGGGACCCAAGGGCCUGGACAAGUUGAUGAUCAGUUCUGAUGGAGAUGUUACAGUAACAAAUGAUGGUGCAACAAUUUUGAAGAACAUGGAUGUGGACCACGAAAUUGCCAAGCUGAUGGUUCAAUUGUCUCAAUCUCAAGACGAUGAGAUUGGAGAUGGUACAACUGGAGUAGUUGUAUUAGCUGGUGAUCUGCUGGAGCAGGCUGAACAAUUGUUGGAUAAAGGAAUUCAUCCGAUCAGAAUAGCAGAUGGUUUUGAAAUGGCAGCCAAAUGUGCUACUGACCAUUUGAAAACCAUUGCUGAUACCUUCGAAGGUAGCAACGAAAAUAGGGAGGCUUACAUCAAUAUUGCCAUGACUAGUCUUGGGUCAAAAAUCAUCAACAAAUGUCAUAGGCAGAUGGCAGAAAUAGCUGUGAAUGCUGUAUUCGCAGUUUUAGAUCCAGAAACAAGGGAUGUGAACUUUGAGUUGAUUAAGGUUGAAGGAAAAGUUGGAGGUAGAUUGGAAGAUACUAUUCUAGUUCAUGGGGUUGUUGUAGACAAGGACUUCAGUCAUCCUCAGAUGCCUAAGAAAUUGGAGGACGUAAAACUGGCGAUUCUAACAUGUCCGUUCGAACCGCCAAAACCAAAAACGAAACAUAAGUUGGACGUUACCUCCGUCGAUGACUACAGAGCUCUGCGGGAGUAUGAGCGGGAAAAGUUCACGGAAAUGGUGAAAAUGGUAAAGGAUGCAGGAACUACUCUUGCCAUUUGCCAAUGGGGUUUCGACGACGAGGCCAACCAUCUCCUUCUGCAGAAUAAGUUGCCCGCUGUUAGAUGGGUUGGUGGUCCUGAAAUCGAACUAAUUGCUAUCGCUACCGGUGGUCGUAUAGUUCCUCGAUUCGAAGAAUUAACGCCAGAAAAGCUUGGCCAUGCUGGUAUUGUCAAAGAAUUGACUUUUGGAACAACUAAAGACCGAAUGCUCAUCAUCGAGCAAUGCAAAAAUUCCCGGGCUGUGACCAUCUUUAUUCGCGGCGGUAAUAAGAUGAUCAUUGAGGAAGCAAAGCGAGCGAUCCACGACGCGCUUUGCACAGUUCGCAAUUUGAUAAAGGACCAAAAGAUUUUAUAUGGGGGUGGUGCAGCCGAAAUUUCUUGCGCCAUAGCUUGUGCUAAAGAGGCGAACAAAAUUAGCACGCUAGAGCAGUAUGCUUUCCGUGCUUUUGCCGAAGCUUUGGAAGCUGUUCCAUUGGCAUUAGCUGAGAACUCUGGUCUUUCCCCUGUGGACACCUUGGCUGAGGUCAAGGCCCGCCAGGUGAAAGAGGAGAAUUCCGCCCUUGGCAUCGAUUGUUUGAAUCGUGGUACUGCUGACAUGAAUGCCCAAAACGUGAUUGAGACCCUGACCAGCAAGUCUCAACAGAUCCUGCUGGCCACGCAACUGGUGAAGAUGAUCCUGAAGAUCGACGAUAUUCGGUCGCCGAAUGACGCGUCGGACGGAGCUUAACGAAAUUAAUUUACGCUUUGAGAAUUAAUUAUUACAGCAAAAGAAAAGAACUUAAUUAUAAUUAACUACGCUCUUCACCCUUCGGCUCUUGUCCCGAGCUUCAUUCACACUUCUAAUUUGGACGUUUAAUUUAGUUUGUCAAUUUUUCUAUCUUUUCUCGUCCGUUCGCCACAACGAUAAUUUAUAUAUAACUAUAUAGCUAUAUAAUUUUCAUAUAGCAAUGCGAAUAAAUCGUUUCACUUUUUACCAAUU
Megalopta genalis is the source of this 2031-nucleotide messenger RNA. It is a transcript of the gene CCT5, whose product is annotated as chaperonin containing TCP1 subunit 5. The record is from RefSeq and is a predicted model, not a curated record. Lineage: Eukaryota; Metazoa; Arthropoda; Insecta; Hymenoptera; Halictidae. Gene Ontology annotation, molecular function: ATP binding; ATP hydrolysis activity; ATP-dependent protein folding chaperone. Gene Ontology annotation, biological process: protein folding.